GGUCCCUGGGCUGGACACACCCUUGGAGCAGUCACACUGGGACGGGCUUGGGUCAGCUGGUCCCAUCACCGCAGUGCCCAGAGUGUGUGGGGGUCACACCAGUGAAGGGCGGCUCCAGAGACGGAAGGUUCUGCGAAGAUCUUACACUUGGACGGGAAGCGAGGAUGCGUGAAAUCGUACACAUUCAGAUCGGCCAGUGUGGUAACCAGAUCGGAGCCAAGGCCCUGGCACCCACCCUUCCACUUUCUGUCUCUAAGAAUUUGAACUCUUCUCGGGACCUCACAAAAGUGACAUCACACAGCAUCUGCCCUUCUGUGUCUGGCUUAUUUGUCUCAGCAUAACGUCUUCAGGGUUCAACCACGUUGAAGCCGGUGUCAGAAGCGCCUUCCUUUUUAAGGCCGAAUAACAGUCCAUUGCGUGGAUACACCACGUUUGGUUCAUCCGGUUAUCCGUCGACGGACUCACGGGUCGUUGCCAACUUUUGGCUAUGGCGAGUAAUGCAGCUACGAGAAAUGAAAGUCUUCUAAUGUGGGUGUUUAAAACCUGGGGCAAAGGAUAUCACUGCUUGGAAAGGAGUUGCCACCUUCCCAUGCCACAGCGAUGAGCUGUUCCUGAGUCAAGCACGCGGAGAGUUCUGGGAGGUGAUCGGCAAGGAGCAUGGGAUCGACGCGGCGGGGGGCUACUUUGGUGACUGUGCCUUGCAGCUGGAGAGGGUCAGCGUGUACUACAACGAGGCCCACGGUGGGAAGUACGUGCCGCGGGCCCUGCUGGUGGAUCUGGAGCCGGGGACGAUGGACAGCAUCCGCUCCAGCCAACUGGGAGCCCUCUUUCACCCGGACGGCUUCAUCUACGGUAACUCUGGGGCCGGCAACAACUGGGCCAAGGGCCACUACACGGAGGGCGCCGAGCUGGCCGAGAGCGUGCUGGACGCUGUGCGCAGCGCCAGCGAGGCCUGCGACUGCCUGCAAGGCUUCCAGCUGGUGCACUCGCUGGGCGGCGGCACGGGCGCGGGCAUGGGCACGCUGCUGCUGAGCCGGAUCCGCGAGGACUUCCCCGACCGCAUCCUGAACGCCUUCAGCGUCCUGCCGUCGCCCAAGGUGUCGGACACGGUGGUGGAGCCCUACAACGCCGUGCUGUCCCUGCGGCAGCUGGCGCGGCACGCCGACGCCUGCUUCUGCAUCGACAACGAGGCCCUGUACGACAUCUGCUUCCGCACGCUCAAGCUGGCCGCGCCCAGCUACGGCGACCUCAACCACCUGGUGUCCCUGACCAUGAGCGGCGUCACCACGUCCCUGCGCUUCCCGGGCCAGCUCAACGCCGACCUGCGCAAGCUGGCCGUGAACAUGGUGCCCUUCCCGCGCCUGCACUUUUUCACGCCCGGCUUCGCGCCGCUCACCAGCCGCGACGGCCGCCAGUACCGCGCGCUCACGGUGGCCGAGCUCACGCAGCAGGUGUUCGACGCGCGCAACGCCAUGGCCGCCUGCGACCCGCGCCGCGGCCGCUACCUGACGGUGGCCUGCUUCUUCCGCGGGCGCAUGUCCACCAAGGAAGUGGACGAGCAGAUGCUCGCCGUGCAGACGCGCCACAGCGCCUGCUUCGUGGACUGGAUCCCCAACAACGUCAAGGUGGCCGUCUGCGACAUCCCGCCGCCGGGGCUCGGCAUGGCCGCCACCUUCGUGGGCAACAGCACGGCGGUGCAGGAGCUGUUCGGCCGCGUGUCCGAGCACUUCUCGGCCAUGUUCCGGAGGAGGGCGUUCGUGCACUGGUACACCUGCGAGGGCAUGGACGUCGGCGAGUUUGCCGAGGCCGAGAGCGACAUCCACGACCUGGUGUCCGAGUACCAGCAGCUUCAAGACGCCAGAGCGGUUCCCGAGGAAGACGGAGACGUCGUGGGGGAGGCAGAGAUGGAACCGGAAGACGGGCCCCGGGCACCUGGCGGGGCCGUGUGAGCGGCGGCCGCAGGGAGCCCCCCCUCUCGCCGGGGGCCGCCCCGGGGCCGUGCGACCGCAGGGACCUCAGGGCCUUCCGCCGGCAUCUGCUGACCUUCCAGACUCCGACGUUCAGUGCACCCACCCUCUAUUAGCUGGUUUGAAAUAGCAAAGCGAAUUCGUGGGGGAAUUGCUCCCUUUGGGCCGUUCCUGGGCGCACGGCCCCGUGCCAGGCAUCGAGACCCCCCGCCUGGGUCUCGUGUGCGGCCUCUGCAGCCCACGCUCGCUUCGACCCCCUCGGGCCGCCCAUCGGCACCCGGGAGCCCUCGCCCGGCAUCCUUGCCAGGUGUCUUACCUCGGCUUCUCUGCCAUGCACUCUGCCCAGCACCCUACCUCCUGGUACUUGCUGGCCUCCGGAAAAGCCAGGUGACUAAUUGGUGCGUGGGGAGCUCUGCAGCCGAGGCAAAAUGUGAGUCAGCAUCCACUAGCGAAGAGUGCAGACCUCGUGUGUGCCUGUCAGAGUACUAGCCGCAAAGGGAAAAGGGAAGGACCAGAACGAGUGGCAGUGCCUGAUCCACUGAGACACCUGGCCAAGGACACCCCCAAGCAAGACCCACCACCUCCAAACCUCUGCUCUUUGCUGCUGCACAGCUGGCUUUUAACAUACACGGUUACCCUGUCGGUUCCCUCUUAGUGCUGGGUUCUGGGAAUUCAUGAAUCACUGUCUUCGGUUUCCCUUGUAAAGGCUAUUUCAAAAUGCCCUUUUCACUUUCAGUCAGUAAUCACCUUCUGAAAAUGCUCUGUGGCCUCUGCUCUUUCAGAAAGGGCACACGGCGCGGUGCGCUGGGCAGCCAUUCACAUGCAGGAAGGAGGCAGCGCCGGGCUGGCCGGUGUCCUUCUCGGUUCCAGGAGGACGCCGUCUCAUUAGGGAACUUUCACAGUUCAAAUUAAUUUGCCGAAGUCGCCAUAAACGUCGGCACGACGAGACAGCUUUCACCGUUACACGAUUUUCAUCUGCUCACGUUACAACAGGACGCAAUACACAAGAGUGUAAUCGAAUCAUCCAUAACUUUUUAAUUAAGGUUUACCUGUUUCUGACAUACAGCACAGCCAUCCCUUCCGGGCCCAUAAGGGCUUUAAUGGCCUUCUGGAAUGACCACUGAGCUAUACUAUAUGAUCCGUGGUCAGUCAGCAAUGGGAAGAUGCUCCGACCUUCACUGCAGGAAAUAUUUACUUGCAGGCCACCAGGUUCUCCUCUCCCGAUUCGUUUUUGUCACCUGCAAUAAUACAGUAGCAGGUGGACGGAUGACAGUACCUCCUUCAGAAAAACUUCACUCCUUCCCAUAUGCAUUGUAAGGAAGUAACGAAGACACGUACGGCGAGAAAAUUAAGUCUUGCUGUCAGUAUCAUGACAAGCCUUCUAUUUACAAAACUUAAAAAAAAAAAGUUGUAUACACUUUCUCCUUGUGGUUCAAGCACUAAAAACAAAAGCAGAUUUAAUAAGCUGUUACCUAUCCACUCUCAGAAGUUCGUAACUUCUUAGAAGCCAGAAAAGACUUACGACCUCUGAGUUUACAAGAAUUUAUACACACGCUUCCUCUAGCAAGCACUUUCCUUCUCUAAUCCGAAAAGGCCAUCAAGUAGAUGCAAGGAAGGAUACAGACCCAGAUUAAAAAAACCAAAACCCAAAAAACCUGCUGAUUUAUAUUGCUGUCAAGAUUUUUGUUGCUCAAUAGUAAUCAUUAAAAUACAAGGAAAUUCAAUUUUAAAUGGCUAAAUUGCUUUAUUUCAGACUAAAUAAAUUCCUUUUCUUGGAGCCUAA
Molecule: messenger RNA, 3750 nt
Organism: Felis catus (domestic cat)
Lineage: Eukaryota; Metazoa; Chordata; Mammalia; Carnivora; Felidae
Gene: TUBB1
Product: tubulin beta 1 class VI
Exons: 5
Coding region: 792-1949 (385 amino acids)
Biological process (GO): microtubule cytoskeleton organization; mitotic cell cycle
Cellular component (GO): cytoplasm; microtubule
Molecular function (GO): GTP binding; GTPase activity; structural constituent of cytoskeleton
Source: RefSeq, a predicted model, not a curated record